This is a messenger RNA of Adineta ricciae, 1533 nucleotides long. NCBI's taxonomy places the organism in Eukaryota, Metazoa, Rotifera, Eurotatoria, Adinetida, Adinetidae. The record is from the annotation of a GenBank genome assembly.
AUGAGCAUAAUAUCAAUUAUUCUGAUCUGUAUUCUCAUAUGUCUUGUGUGCUAUGCAGUUUAUCAACGGUUUUGCUACUUUGCAAAUCGCUCGAUUCCUUAUCCGCCAAUACCAUCAAUAUUUCUCGGACAUCUACCUAUUCUCUGGUCAGUCAUAUCACAUGCUGAACAACUUCGUCAAUGGACACGACAAUACGGCUCGGUCUACGGUCUAUUCGAAGGUAUACGACCGAUGUAUGUCACGUCAGAUGUUGCAUUUAUCGAAGAAAUCUUUGUGAAACAAUUCCACCGUUUUCCUAUUCGACGUCUAACAUUAGUCAAUCGUUCAAUAGGACACAAACUUUCCAAUGUAUUUUCCGCUGGUUUGUUGUCUGUAUGGAGACGACAGCGCCGAAUCCUGACACCAACAUUUACUGGAGCAAAAAUGCGUCGAUUAUUACCUACAGUGGAUACGUGUGUCAAUCUUUUCAUGGAUAAACUAAACACGGUGCCCAGUGGUUCGAUAUUUAAUAUCUAUGAAUUAUACAAACGUUUGACAAUGGAUGUUAUUUGUCGAUGUGCAUUUGGCAUCGAUACCGAUGUACAAAAUGAUAUGGAGAAUCAGAAUAUCUACAUGAAAAAAGUAGCGGAAAUGUUUGCGAAAAAUGCUGAACUUACGCUAUUAGCUCGAAUGCAUCGUGUGACGUCGCAUACGGUAUUCGGAGAUAUAUGUGUGUUGUUAUUCAAACUGAAACGAUUGAUCACAGUAAACGAUUCACAACUUCAAGCAAAUGUUUGGUUAUUGGAACACAUGAACGAAUUCGUUCAGCAGAGAUUCGAUAAAACCCAAACACUUGAGCCAACCAGCGAUCUUCUUCAACUGAUGAUGAAUGCUGUUCAUUCCGAUAAAGAUGUGUUAACACCAACGGAAUUAUUAAGCAACGUGUUUGUCGUUCUCGCAGCAGGCUUUGAAACCACAUCAACAGCAUUAGCUUACUGCACGUAUUGUCUUGCUUUGUAUCAAGAUAUUCAAGAGAAAUUGUAUCAAGAACUUGUUGAACAUUGGCGUCCUGAUGAGACGAAUACUUACGAUAUCAUUUCAUCUAAAUUGACGUUUAUGGAUUUAUUCGUACGAGAAGUUCUACGAAUGUAUCCGCCCGUUCCUCAAGUUGUCCAGCGUCAAUGUACCGAAAAUACACAUGUUGCUGGGCAUGACAUUCAAAAAGGAACUCUGAUACAAAUUGAUGUUCUUUCUGUACAUUAUGAUCAAGAGCUAUGGGGUCCUGAACCGGUAAAUGAAUUUCAUCCCGAACGACAUUUGCAGAAACGACAUCCAGUUGCUUUUCUUCCAUUCGGUGCUGGACCAAGAACAUGCAUUGGAAUGCGAUUUGCAUUAAUGGAAGUCAAAUUAUGUUUGGCUCAAUUGAUCAGCACCUAUCGUAUUCUGCCAUCGUCAUUUGAAGACUACAAGUUAAAUAUAACCGAGCAAAUCUCAAUGACACCUGAUAAUGUUUAUAUCAAAGUGGAAAAACGAAUCACAUCUUCGUCUCAAUGA